This is a messenger RNA of Nymphaea colorata (pocket water lily), 884 nucleotides long. RefSeq lists its product as uncharacterized. The record is from RefSeq and is a predicted model, not a curated record. The transcript has a single exon. The coding region runs from base 350 to 703 and encodes 117 amino acids. NCBI's taxonomy places the organism in Eukaryota, Viridiplantae, Streptophyta, Magnoliopsida, Nymphaeales, Nymphaeaceae.
UUGUAUUCUUGUAUGAUAUAAAGAAAGAGUGGCGGGUGGCAGUUGUCACCUUUGCUCUCUUCUUCUUCAGCUAUUUCUUGUUUAGAUUGUUCCCUCGCGGGCAGCCAGCCCAGUGCCCACCGUUGAGAAGUAGCCAGUUUGAGGCACCACCUUCUGCAAAAACCUGCCUUCUUUCUUUGUUCUUCUUUCCUCCUUUGUAUCCACCUCUUUCAUCGCUUUGGAUCUUUUAGCUCACCAUAUUCCUUACUCUCUUUCCCGCUAACUUCAGAACCUUCUUUCCAUAAUUGAUCGUUCUUCUUCCCGCUCACCUUCCUAAUAAAGGGGAGGGAGAUUGAGAGAGAGAUCAGAGAUGGGUGGUGUCGACGGAGUAGGAGGAGGAGGAGGCUUCAUGGAGUUCCACGAGGAAUUGUGUAGUGCUCUUCUUCCUAUCAGAGUCGUCCGUAGAGAUGGGGAGGCGAGAUCCGCCUGCCAGAGGGUUCAAGAUGAAGCGAAGAUGGUGAUGGAGGAGGAGGAAGAGUGCGUGACGCCCAAAUCGGAGGCGAACGAGCUCAAACCGGCGCUCGCAUGCCCUCCUCCGCCGAGGAAGAGCCGGCCAGCCAAGAGGAAACCAGAUAGUGCUCGAGUUUUCUUCUUCGUUCCCCAUGAUCUGGAGUCCGUGUUCAUCCCUCGCGACUUCCCUUUGAAGAAAAUCAGGGCGGGAUGAGGUUUUGUUACUUCGUUUUUCUUUCUCGUCUCUUGUCAUUUCCUACUCGUCAAAGAUUGGAGAAUGCAAAUACAUGUGUUGUUGAUGAUUAAAGUGUAAAUAUGGUGGUGGAGGGUGGGGAAAGGAGAUAGUUUUUGUCGACGACAGCAUUGGUUUUGAUUCGGUGUGAUACAGAAAUGUG